AUCGUGCAUAUUGCCACAGCUCGUACCAAUUGUGAUACAAAAAAUACUAAAGAAUUAAUAUUUUCAUGUGGAGUAACUGAUCAAGGAUUUUGUAAAAUAAACUACCUGUGCAAUAUUCUUAGUGUUGGGGUCAAAAUGGUCUCAGACAAGACUGAUUAUGGAAGCUUUGCAGAACCGUCGUCUUCUGUAAUCAUAGGAGGAGGAGGAGGUGAGUCUGCUGGGAGGGUUGCCAACUCCAGUGGGAACUUGCACUCUUUAGUUAAUCAUAGUAAUAGUAGGCACACGAGUGAAAGUAGUGACAGUAACAGUGGGAUCUCAUCGGGUGCAAGUGUUCUGGACAGUGAUCAGGUUGUGAGUGGAAGUCAAGUUUCAAUUGACAGCAACGCGAGGAAUAGGCCAAAUAGUAACACCCUUCACCACGCCAGCCUCAAUCUAGACUUGAGUCACAACAAUUCGGGAAGAACAAUAUCGUCCCCUACAAUUGACGACACUACUCAGCGUUCCGGAACGGAUGACGGAACAGCGCGUGGAGCAAGAAUUCGGAUUUCAACCAACCGAUAUAGAAAUUCUUCCGGAAACAAUAACACGUUGAACCCAACAAAUAGUCAGUCUGCACCUCGCCUUUCACCCACUGAGACCAUUGUCAUAAUUAGUAAUCACGGCGGAGGAGGAAAAACGUCCAACAACGCCAACGGCACCACAAUAACUCAUAUUUACUCAAAUAGUUCCAGUCCAAUGUCAACAAAUAGUGGGGAUUUGUUGUACCAACGCCAGCCGUUGCUACAAGAAUGCGAAAAUGGUUGGAUAGACCAUGACGGGGAUGCGGAACUGGAUUCUCCUGUAUCUUCCGAUGGGAAAAGAGGACGAACUGCAGUAAGGAUUGACAUCCCAUCAGACCAGUCAGUUGUGACUUUAAAAUAUCCGAAAGAGAAAAGAAAGACUGUUAUUGCGUUCUUGGUUUUAAGUUGCAAUUUUGUUCUGGCCACUUUGUCACUUGCGCUAACUCAUGAACGAGUUCCUGAUCGCAACAUUUACAAACCACUUCCAGACAUAAUACUUGAUAAUGUGACAGCUCAGGACUGGGCCCUUAGUGUAUCUGAUGUUUUGGUCGCUAUUUCGACUUUAGCCACAGCAGUUGUUAUGCUAUUGCAUCGUCAUAGGUGGAUCGUCUUUCGCCGUGCUUUCCUUAUUCUAGCAUGUCUAUAUUUCAUGCGGUCAAUAACUAUUUAUGUGACCGUACUACCUGUGGCUUCCUAUACUUACCAUUGUUCCCCAAAAUCCAAUUCCACUUCGGUGCUUGAAAUUCUCCGGCGAGUCAUCCAGCUUGUGAGUGGAUUUGGUUUAUCCAUCAAUGGUCAGCACACGUACUGUGGGGAUUAUAUCUACUCUGGUCACACAGUUAUUUUAUGCAUAGCGUACCUUUUUAUUCAAGAAUACACUCCAAGAAAACUGUUUUACCUUCAUUGGGCUUCCUGGAUAGUGAGCAUAGUAGGGGUUGUGAUGAUGUUGAUAUCACGAGGACAUUAUACAGUUGAUGUUUUGAUUGCGUAUUAUGUGGCGACGAGAAUCUUUUGGAUUUAUCAUACACUUGCUAAUAAUCCGCAACUUAAAGUACAGAAUGGUCAAAACGGGUCGACGACAAACUUUUUAUCCAGAAUUUGGUGGUUUCCUAUAUUUCGUUAUAUGGAAGGAAAUGUAGGGGGGCCGCUUCCAAGACAGUACUCACUUCCUUGGUUCUCAUCCAGAGAACAACGUGCGAGAAGAAGUAUAUAAUAUCUGAGAUCCACUAUUUCGCCAAAAUCAGUUCUUGUCCAGUGAUUUCGUUUUAGAGUCUGACGAGUCCCUAUAUUAUCGGGUUUUUCCGUCUCCCAUAUGUACAUUGAUCAUAUGAAAAACUAUAUAUAUACUACUAUAAGUGAUCCAAUGUCCAUGGAUCUAAAUUUUGCAGCAUCGUGAUAUUUAGUUUUAGUAAAGCUGUACGUAUCCUCAUUUAAUGUUACAUGAAGCCGACGAUUUUUGUGAAAAGAAAAUAAUAUACAACAAAGAGCUGAAAACAAUAAAGCAAAAUGUCAUUUUAAUACAA
Messenger RNA from Folsomia candida, 2083 nucleotides. Its product is annotated as phosphatidylcholine:ceramide cholinephosphotransferase 2. Gene Ontology annotation, cellular component: Golgi membrane; endoplasmic reticulum membrane. The coding region runs from base 136 to 1773 and encodes 545 amino acids. The transcript has 15 exons. Gene Ontology annotation, molecular function: ceramide cholinephosphotransferase activity; sphingomyelin synthase activity. The record is from RefSeq and is a predicted model, not a curated record. Gene Ontology annotation, biological process: sphingomyelin biosynthetic process; ceramide biosynthetic process. NCBI's taxonomy places the organism in Eukaryota, Metazoa, Arthropoda, Collembola, Entomobryomorpha, Isotomidae.